This is a messenger RNA of Plodia interpunctella (Indianmeal moth), 1471 nucleotides long. It is a transcript of the gene rogdi, whose product is annotated as rogdi. Lineage: Eukaryota; Metazoa; Arthropoda; Insecta; Lepidoptera; Pyralidae. The record is from RefSeq and is a predicted model, not a curated record. Bases 112 to 909 code for a protein of 265 amino acids. The transcript has 7 exons. Gene Ontology annotation, cellular component: RAVE complex.
UCAGUCAGUCUUUUCAGCUGAAAUUAACGAUCGUUCGUUCGUUUCGUUCGUAGUCGAAUUUAAUAAUUAUAAAUUAUAAUUUCAUUUGAAUUAAUUCUAAAUUUAAUCGCAAUGAGUGAUAACGAAAAAGAAGAAGCGGCGAACUUGAAAGAGGAGUUUGAAUGGGUGUUACGAGAAGAAGUUCACGCAAUAUUACAUCAGUUACAUUCGGUUUUAGUUGAAUGUGCUCAUAGGUUUCCUGUGCCUUUGUAUGGGAAUGAGGGCCAAAAGCAAGAUAAAUUCAUUUUAACAUCUCAACCAGAACAAUUAAAAUGUAUUGUAACCCUGACAGGAGAUAGCAUCACACAGGCCGACAUCAGCUUUAAAGUACUCCGUCAAAUGCAUACAAUAUGUCGCACAUCCAUCAAUCAGGAUGGGCCUUGGAAACUGCAGCAGAUCCAGGAUGCUGCCAAUCACCUCCAACAAGCACUUGGUUAUAUUGACAAUGUGGAUAAGCACUAUAUAUUUAGGUCAUCUGAAGAGGUUUUACACAUAAUACAAUGUCUCUUAGGUUCAUUGCAAAGAGCCCGGUCUGCCUUACUGUUGCCCAAGAAGAAAGCUAUUGAUGAACUUAUGAAGAGUAGGAAUAUGAAGGCAUUAUCGCCAAAUCUACCAGAGGAUCUGGCAAUAUCAUUCUACAUACAAUCCCACAAGCUGAUAUUUGUUGCCUACCAACUAAGUUCUGUGCACGGUGCCAUGAGAAUUGAUUCAUGUCAAGCGGACUGUGCUGUCCCAUGGUUGAGCGAUGUACUCCUUAUGUUAACUGCUGCCUUGCAUAUGUGUCAACAGCUUAAGGAUAAGCUGUGUGUAUUUUCUCAAUACAAGGACUUCACAGUGGGAUCAAGAUCUGCCUCAAUGGUGUUCAACUAACGAAUGCCCUUGUUACCCGAUUCUCAUGUAUGUAACUAGUUACGUAAUAAUUGUACUGUAUUUAUUUAGUUGUAAUCGAGUCCAUUGUUGAUAUUCUUGUUGAGUAUGUUGUAAUAUAAUGUAUAGGUAAAUAUAAGUUAUAUUAAUAACAUUAAUUUAUUAUGUCCGUGUGAAAAGGGGAGUUAGUGAAUGUUCUGUAGCUGUUCUGAAUACGAAGGGAACACACUCAAAAUAAACCUUGCCUUUUAUUGGAAGAUGGUUAAAAUACGUAUGUAUGCACAAUACCACUGAAUUUAUAUAGCGACGCCAAUGUUCAUUGGCUAAAAUAAAAUGUUAUGGAUAUUGUAGGUUGCAAUUUUAGUAAUAUGUAGUUUAAUAUAUACGUAUACCUACUUUGAUUUCGACGAGAUAACAUGCGAAUAAACUACCUACUAAAUUGAACUGACAUGGUUUCCAAUUUCCAUAGACAACAUUAUUUUAUACUUACUUAUCUACUAACAUUUAAUUUUGAUGACACUGGCAAUUAUUACAUUUAUAAGGCGUUUAUGAAAAAAAAAAAAAA